GAGCUGCUGAAGAAGGAGAAAGAGGAGGCUCUGGCAGAGGAAGUGAAGACCACUAAAGCUGCUCUGGAUGCCAUGAGGAAAGCCUAUGAGGAAGAUCUUGAGGAGGAGAAGGAGAAGUACAGGGUGGCUCUAAAGACAAUGUUCACCGAUGACUUUGUGGAUGAAAUCAGAAGUCGUCAUGAAAAUGAAGCGACCAAGCUGCGAGAGGAGUUGGCUCAGGUUACGAUGCACUACGACAGUCGCUGUGAGGACUACAAACUCCUGGAGGACAAACUGGAAUCCACCAAACGAGAAUACGACAGCCACAUCAACCAACUUAUCAAGAGUAAUGAGCAGCUGAAUAGUUUGGUGAAUGAAGAGAUAAACAAACUAAAGGACUUCAUUCAGAACAGGACAAUGGCCAGUGUUCCAGGCAAUGCUACCAUAGAGGAGGAAUUGUAUGAUGCUCAGAUUAUGGUGCGAGUGAAGGAUGCCGAAUUACAGAAACUCAGAUCUCAAGUGAAGAACUUGGAAAACAAUCUGGAAAGAACAACAGAGGAACAGAGACAGAGUAUGACCCAGUAUCUACAGAUGUACAAGAAGUACACAGAGUUACAAAACAAAAUCAAACAGGACAUUUCAGCCAAAGAAAAAGAGGACUCCAAAGACAGGAACAGACAACUCCGCAGGAAUAAUUUAAGUUUAAAAGCCAGACAUGGGAAAGCACCGUCCUUUCAUCAUCGAGCCCGCAGUCCAAGUCCAACUCAGCAAAAUGCAUCAAAGAAAGAUGAGCACCAAAGCCGUGACUCACACAAACGCAGAUGUCACCUUGAUGUUAAAGACUUGAAAAGGUCCAAAAGUAGUCCCUCCCUACCAUUUGUCUUUGAUGGUCGCCUUCCCAUGGGGCAAGGCAAACACAGAGAUUCUACUGGGGAUCUAAGUACUCCAAAGCAAAAACCAAGGCUUCCAAUGUUUAACACAACAAACCGAUAUAAAAUAAACCUAGUAUUUACCGGAUCGCUCAUCAAUUUAUCAAAUGAAUAUUCAUGUUUAUUUGGAUUUUAACCAUAUUUGGAGUAUCUGCUUUGUAUGUUCAUUUCCCAGUUCAUCUUUUUUUCUCUAUAAAAGAAAACUGCUGGUCAGUUAUAUUUUUCUUUAUAAACCUGACGGAUUUGUGACUACGCAUUUACAACAACAACAAAAAACCUAUCUCUGUAAACUGCUGACAUUUUUUAAAAGGAUUUUAUUUAUGUUCUUGCCAUGUACAUUUCAUUUGUUGUACAAUUUGUGAUACCAUGAAAGUGCACAUUGUAAAGAGGGGACUUUUUUAUAUAAUUCCAAACCAUAAAGUGCCACCUUUAUUUAUUGAAGUACAGUUAAAGGUUGUGAGUUUUAGUUACCUUUUUGUUAAUGAUUUUUUAAAAAUUCAUAUCAACAGACCUUGUGAUGCUUUUAUAUACUUCUGUGAUGUUGAGAAAACAGUUUUAUGUAAAUGUUAGAUAACAGAAGUCAAUUACAUUAGGAUUUUAUAUUGGGUUGUAGUGACAUUUGCUAAGCAGAUGGCCAGUGCUUUGAUAAUCACUUUUUUUUUUACUUCUAUUUUUGUGAAUAAACUUCAUAUAUUUAUAUACAUGUAUAAUGAUAGAUCUAUUGUUACUUUUGUUCUUUUUGAUGCCUGGAAGAAUUCUUGUUGAGAAAACAAGGUAUAGUGUCAAAUCCCUGUUUAAACUGGGGCUGCUUUCAUUUUAUUGCUAUAAACUUCUACCUUUUCUAAUUUAUAUGUAUUUCUGGGUUUUUUUUUGUGGUUAAUCUUUAUUUAGAUCAGAUCAAACAAAGAUACGAAAGAUAUAAGGAAACAACUACAGUUACAAUAGGUUUAAAGAUACAUGUACAUUUACAGGAAAUAUUAAUAUAUAUAUACAUAGAAGUAUAAUAUUGUACAGUAUGCAUAACACCAGAAUAAAUUAUAUCAAUUUAA
Saccostrea cuccullata (small rock oyster) is the source of this 1957-nucleotide messenger RNA. RefSeq names its product TRIO and F-actin-binding protein-like. NCBI's taxonomy places the organism in Eukaryota, Metazoa, Mollusca, Bivalvia, Ostreida, Ostreidae. The transcript has 9 exons. The record is from RefSeq and is a predicted model, not a curated record. Gene Ontology annotation, molecular function: actin filament binding. Gene Ontology annotation, cellular component: actin cytoskeleton. Bases 73 to 1044 code for a protein of 323 amino acids.